This is a messenger RNA of Pseudoliparis swirei, 2335 nucleotides long. RefSeq lists its product as uncharacterized. The record is from RefSeq and is a predicted model, not a curated record. The transcript has 6 exons. NCBI's taxonomy places the organism in Eukaryota, Metazoa, Chordata, Actinopteri, Perciformes, Liparidae. Bases 828 to 2279 code for a protein of 483 amino acids. Gene Ontology annotation, molecular function: ubiquitin-protein transferase activity.
UGCUGACCAGUGGGUCUCCAGGACCUUUCCAUGACUAAACCAAAUUUCCAUGAUUAAACAUUUUGUGAAAACUCUGUCUAUACGUGACAAAGUGAGAAGAUGUAGUAUUUAAACUAACAAUGAGAAUUCCAAAGCAUACCGUAUCUAUACCGUGUAAAUUAACAUUUGAAUAAAACAAAUUUGCAUGACUUUUCCAAAUAUUUUGGGAUUUUAUUUUUUUCAAUUACUUUUCUAGGCCUGCUAAUAGCCAUUUAAAAAUUCCAUGACUUUUCCAGGUUUUCCAUGACCGUACGGACCCUGUUUUGAAUAAAGGGUUGAAAAUUAAAGUUUUUUUAUCCGAUUAAUCGAUAAAAUAAUCAACCGAUUAAUCGAUUAUCAAAAUAAUCGUUAGUUGCAGCCCUAGUUAAUUCACAGCCAAAGGAGGGUCGAUAAGGGGUGACGGUUAGUAUUUUGCUCUUGUCAAACUGGACGUGUUUAAGAUAUCUAUUGUUUGUAUGUUGUUCUACGACUGUGGUCUCUGUCUUGUAUUUAUCUAUGUUAGCAUGACUUAACGUGCAGUGGCUGUUUUCAUGUCGUCUUAAGAGUUACAUUCUCAUUUCAGAGCUAGAUCACAGCAGCAUGACCAUUUCAACAAGGACGUAAUAUUACUUCCCAAUCCAUCAUGGGGAAUAGUGUGCAAACAAAAUCCAAAAUUAUGGUUACACAAACAUGGGCACAUCCUCAGUGCCUUUGAAUUCCAGAAGGCCUGGGACCACCAGACUGUUGUGGAAUGCAUCAGAGAUGGUUUUGGUGUGCACAUUCCAGAGGAUGUCAGCCUCCAGUUUCUAAUGGCUUGUGGCAAUAAGCUGGUGUCCCCUAAACUCCAGGAGGGCCAGGAGCUGAAUGGAAUGCUAAUCCAUAAGAUUUUUAAAACCAAAGGCCUGUAUGUGAGACCAUCAAGGACCAUUUUAACUGACUCAGAUGAAGAAAAUGAAUGUUCCAACAUCACUACCAGAUCAACAUUAAGCAGUUGUGCAACUGCUAAGGACCAGGAUGAUGACUGUUUGGAAGUUUAUGGUUCACAAAUCCACACUGGCAGACCUAGCACCACCAGGGUUGCUACAAGAGCAAUGAGAAGUAGGGAUGACCCCUGUACUAGCAGUCAGGAUGGAGAUGGAAACCCUGGCACUGGCAGUGGUGAUGAACAUGGCUAUGGCAUCACACACGCCACCAGAAGUGUUGUUAGAAGGCGUACAGCAAUGCAAGGAAGUGGCACUAGUGGUCACGAUGGAGGCUGUCUUGCAAGAAGUGAUGGCAACCCUGGCACAAGCGGUGAUGAUGGAGGCAGCCUUGCAAGAAGUGAUGGCAACCCUGGCACAAGCGGUGAUGAUGGAGGCAGCCUUGCAAGAAGUGAUGGCAACCCUGGCACAAGUGGUGAAGAUGGUGACUACUCUUCAUAUUUGAGACUUAUGGCUGCUCUUCCUGAUGACUCUUCAGAUGAUGAGGAGUUCAACCAGGCUAUAAUUGCCAGUAUGGAGAGUCAAAUUGUAGAAAAGGUCCCGGUUCAAGAGAUACUGCUGGAACUCUCAAGCAAAAUCAACACAAAGCAACAGUGCAAAUUUAAUAUAAAUCGCUCUGCUGUCUGGGAGGGAGCCGUGCGAGGAUUUCAAAGGGUGUCCUAUAACCCCAACUUGAUGAUCUGCGUGAAAUUCUCAGAUGACAUGGGGAGAAAUGAGGAAGGGAUUGAUUUAGGAGGGCCAAGGAGGGAAUUCUUGAGGCUGCUGAUGGAGACCAUGGCCAGGUCACCCAUGUUUGAGGGGAAAGAAAACAGCAAGAACUUGGCUCUUGACAGUGCUGCUCUAAGAGAGGACCGGUACUACACAGCUGGCAGAGCCAUUGCUGUAAGCUUGGUACAUGGUGGUCCGCCACCAAACUUCCUCUCGCCAACAAUAUUUUCUCUUCUGGUUGAUGGUUCAGCAAAGCCAGUGCUAGACGACAUAGCUGACAAUGAACUUUUGGAAAAAGUAAAAAAGGUAUCUGAAAGUACAACCCUUGAGGACCUUGAGAUGACAACGGCACCUCUGCUUGACUACUUGGCCAAUGCAGGAUGUCUGAGGCCUAUGCGCUCUAUAAGAGACAGGGAUUUGCUGGUACAUGACAUUGUCAUGUUCCAGAUCAUCCACAGGGUUCAAGGUCCAUUUCAAAGGUAUUCAGAGGUGUUGGUUGUUUGCAGUCAGAUUAAUCAGAGUAGCAAUCAGAAUUUUACCCAUAGACCAACUAAAUCUAUUAUUUGUAUAUAAAACUAAGUAAAUUUACAAUGCACAAGUGAAUUAGGAACCCUAAUUAAAUUCUUCAA